This is a messenger RNA of Fibroporia radiculosa, 1149 nucleotides long. RefSeq lists its product as uncharacterized. The record is from RefSeq and is a predicted model, not a curated record. The coding region runs from base 1 to 1149 and encodes 382 amino acids. Gene Ontology annotation, molecular function: iron ion binding; heme binding; monooxygenase activity. NCBI's taxonomy places the organism in Eukaryota, Fungi, Basidiomycota, Agaricomycetes, Polyporales, Fibroporiaceae. The transcript has 10 exons.
AUGCUGCAGCACGAAAUAAGCAAAUACCUCUUGGACCUUCGGCGCAGCCCGGAGCAAUUUGUAGCCCACAUUAAGAAGUCGGCUGCAGGGAUCAUCCUCAGGAUGACGUACGGGUACCAGAUCAAGGGCGAAAAAGAUCCUUUAGUUGAGAUUGUCGACAAAGCAAUGGCUCAGUUCAAUCUGCUUGUACUUCCGGGGACCUUUCUUGUGGAUUUUUUCCCGAUUUUGGAGCAUAUCCCAUCCUGGGUACCGGGUACUGGCUGGAAGCGGAGGGCUCUACAUGCCCGUCAAGACACAGACGCCAUGCUCGACGUGCCAUACAGCAUUGUUGAGAAGGAAAUGACCGCGGGCACAGCUACUCCCAGUUUUCUGUCGAUGAACAUGGAGGGCAACCAGGAUCCUACUGAAGAAUUUCGAAGUAUUCUUAAGAUGACAGCUGGUGCACUCUACGCUGGUAAAUUUCUUACUAUUUCUCACCCGAAUCGCUCAAUCGAUAUACCCCGGUCUCUAGGUGGCUCUGAUACCAUUGUCUCUACUCUUCACAGCUUCUUCUUGGCUAUGGCUUGCUAUCCUGAGAUACAAAAGAAGGCGCAGCAAGAGAUUGACGCUGUUAUUGGCAACGAUCGACUCCCGACCCUAGCUGACCAGGAUUCGCUACCUUAUGUCAAUGCAUUGUGCACCGAGCUCCAUCGGUGGAACCCUGUUGGUCCGCUCGGCGUUGCCCAUCGUCUCAUUCAAGAUGACGUCUACGCCGGAUAUUCUUUCCCGAAGGGGACUCUGAUCAUAGUAAACAUCUGGAAAAUCCUCCGCAAUCCUGAAAUCUACAAGAAUCCAUUGGACUUCAACCCUGGCAGGUUCAUGGGCGCAGAACCCGAACCAGAUCCUCGUCCUGUCGCAUUUGGAUUCGGCAGAAGAAUCUGCCCUGGCCUCUACUUCGCGGACGCGUCCAUUUUCCUAUCAUGCUCUAUGAUGCUUGCCGUGUUUGAUGUCUCCAAGGCUGUGGAGUACGGGAAAGUGAUAGAGCCUGUCAUUGAGUAUACGAGCGGACUAGUCAGCCAUCCGGUCCCGUUCAAGUGUUCGAUCAAGGCUCGAUCCGCGAAGGCCGAGGCAUUGCUGGACUCGAUAGACUCUGAAGCCUCUCAUGACUAG